AUACAUUAAAAUUUCUGUGUCCUAUUUUAUUAAUAACAUGUACGUAUAAAACAUAAAUCUAUAGAUAUAUUUAAUUCAAGACAACGGAGGUAUGUAUUGCAAUUCUACUUUGUUUAUGAAAUAAUUCACGUUUCAUCCAUAAGAUGUUCCGAUACAUCGAUAUGUUCAUGGCUAUCCUUAUUUACACUAAUUAACAGUUUUCGUUUAAAAUGUUUCGGCUUACCUGAUACUCCCAAAAUUUUACACUUUAUUCGAUUACAAGGUAACUGUACGAAAUGUAAAUUGACAAGUACGACAAAAUGCCGCCAAAAUCAGACCCUGAAAAAUCAGAAACAGAACCAACAAAGAAGCCUGUAAUUGUCAUAUGCGGUGUUCGCGGUCCCGGACCUAAAUAUCUGCUUAAGACCCUUGUGGGUUACAAAGAGCAUUGCUUGUCCAAGUAUCGGAAUCCAGCGUAUACCUUCGGAGCGAGAUUUCUUAGAUUAAAAAAAUGUGAUGGACCAGGACCAAAGUAUUUGAUACCGAGCCCAAAACAUGGUGGUUAUUCUUUUGGAUCAACCGGCAGAGGCCUUGAACCGUUUUGUACUCCUGGCCCAUAUAUUUUACCGACUCCGAAAACUCCAGCAUUCUCGUUAAGGUUUAGAACUAAACUCAAGGGUGAAUGCGCAACACCGGGCCCAUACUUAAUAAAAACGCCUACACCAGGUCCAGCGUUCUCGAUUGGAAUUCGCACACCAGUUUUGAAAUGUUCUCCUACACCGGGCCCUUUCGCUUACGAAGAGAAAACGUGUAAGGCAAGUUUCUCUAUAACAGGUAGGAAACCUGAGAGAAUUAUUUGUCGCAGUCCGGGUCCUAUUUAUAAUGUUAAACCACCAAAACCAAUGCCUGCCUAUUCAUUUGGAGUCAGACACAGCGAGUGUGCUCCUCCUUACAUUGUCGAAUGCGACGAACUGUGCUAGGACACGAAAAAAAGUAUGUAAUUCGAUUUUAUUUCACAAUGUAAACGCAUAUGAAGCAGAUCCUGCUGCAAAUAUAGAAUAAACCGGCUAAACGUUGUACAGUUCAUUUUGUAACACAUAGUUUCGAAGAAUUAUACAAUUUCGAUUAUUC
Messenger RNA from Megalopta genalis, 1110 nucleotides. RefSeq lists its product as uncharacterized. The record is from RefSeq and is a predicted model, not a curated record. NCBI's taxonomy places the organism in Eukaryota, Metazoa, Arthropoda, Insecta, Hymenoptera, Halictidae.